Molecule: messenger RNA, 5300 nt
Organism: Archocentrus centrarchus (flier cichlid)
Lineage: Eukaryota; Metazoa; Chordata; Actinopteri; Cichliformes; Cichlidae
Gene: thrb
Product: thyroid hormone receptor beta
Exons: 11
Coding region: 540-1787 (415 amino acids)
Biological process (GO): negative regulation of transcription by RNA polymerase II; thyroid hormone receptor signaling pathway; positive regulation of transcription by RNA polymerase II
Cellular component (GO): RNA polymerase II transcription regulator complex
Molecular function (GO): nuclear receptor activity; zinc ion binding; RNA polymerase II cis-regulatory region sequence-specific DNA binding
Source: RefSeq, a predicted model, not a curated record
CUUAUUUCGCUCAGUUCCUGCUCGGCUCUCUAAUUUCCCGUAGCGUUCAGUCGGAGCGCUACAGUUGUCUCGUCUCGUUAGUGUGCCUGCCCUGUUUCUUUUGAACGUUUGUUUUCGGUUCCAUGUUGGAAGUUUUUUAGCGUCCAGAGCGUGGACUGCCAUUGCCGCACACACCGUUAGCUCACGCUGCACUCAGUCCACUCCACAUAUUCAGCGCACACACACGCGCGCGCGCGCGUAUGGACCUCGCCUGAUUUGCACUGGCGCGGGUCAUUUCAGGUUAAACCCUGGCGCUGUGUCCCGUUCACUUUAGCCGACGGAGAUCAACACUGGUUCCAGUUGAGGCGGAAUGCACACGCUCUGGGACUCCAAGUGAUAUCUGGACACGAGCUUCGUCUUGCAUAUGCGGUCUUUCUCCUGGGGAGCUCAGCAGCUCCUCAGCACUGCGCGAAGUCAAACUUCACAUCUUCUGCUAGGUAGGAACCCAGAUGUCUGAUGAGGCUCUGAGGAUGACGUCUUGGCCUUGAGCCCCCACCAGUAUGUCAGAGCCAGCAGAAAAAUGCUCCCCCCGCUGGAAAGAUGAAGCCAUUCAAAAUGGGUACAUACCGAGUUACCUGGACAAGGAUGAGCUGUGUGUAGUGUGCGGGGACAAAGCCACAGGCUACCACUAUCGCUGCAUUACCUGUGAAGGUUGCAAGGGAUUCUUCAGGCGAACAAUCCAGAAGAAUCUCAAUCCAACCUACGCCUGUAAGUACGAGGGAAAAUGUGUUAUUGACAAAGUGACCAGAAAUCAGUGCCAGGAAUGUCGCUUCAAGAAGUGCAUUGCGGUGGGAAUGGCAACAGACUUGGUGUUGGACGACAGCAAGAGGUUGGCCAAGCGGAAGCUAAUAGAGGAGAACCGGGAGCGCCGUCGGAAGGAGGAACUGCAGAAGACAGUGUGGGACCGACUGGAGCCCACCCAGGAGGAGUGGGAUCUCAUCCGUAUGGUGACUGAAGCCCAUAUGGCCACGAACGCCCAGGGCAACCACUGGAAGCAGAAGCGGAAAUUCCUGGUCGAGGAAGCAAUGCUUCUUAAUGAAAUAACAUGUAAUUUAUUCUAUACUUCUGACCAGAGUGCAGCGGGGGUGAAGGAAACUAAGCCUGAGGAUAUUGCUCAAGCAUCCAUGGGCAAUGCACCUGAAGGAAGUAAAGUGGAUAUAGAAGCCUUCAGUCAGUUUACAAAAAUUAUCACCCCUGCCAUAACCCGAGUGGUGGACUUUGCCAAAAAACUGCCUAUGUUUUGUGAGCUGCCUUGUGAAGACCAGAUCAUCCUGUUGAAAGGCUGCUGCAUGGAGAUCAUGUCGUUGCGAGCUGCCGUUCGCUAUGAUCCAGAAAGCGAGACCCUCACACUUAACGGCGAGAUGGCGGUCACACGAGGUCAGCUUAAGAACGGAGGCCUGGGCGUAGUCUCAGACGCCAUCUUUGACCUUGGCGUGUCGCUAUCCUCCUUCAACUUGGAUGACUCUGAGGUGGCUCUUCUACAAGCUGUUAUCCUGCUUUCAUCCGAUCGUCCGGGCCUAACUAGCGUGGAGCGAAUCGAGCGCUGCCAAGAGGAGUUCCUGCUAGCCUUUGAACAUUACAUCAACUACCGCAAACACAAAGUGGCACAUUUCUGGCCCAAGCUGCUAAUGAAGGUGACGGACCUGCGGAUGAUCGGCACCUGCCACGCCAGCCGAUUCCUCCACAUGAAAGUGGAGUGUCCCACCGAGCUGUUCCCUCCACUCUUUCUGGAGGUCUUCGAGGACUGACCAUUGGAUUUGUGUGCGUGUGUGCGUGCGUGUUUGUGUGAGUGCGUGUGUGCGCGUGUCAGCGCCUGGGCACCCUGGUGGUCUCAGGGGUGGAACCAGCAGAAAGCCCGUCACAAUGAACCUUCUAAUAGCACUACUGAGUGUCACUUCAUUCCAUACUUUAGGAGUAGCUCUCUGGUCUAGUUUUGGAUGAAACCAUUCCUUACAGUGCGGGUACAAGUGAAUAGCUUUUUGAUUUUUUUUUUUUUUUUUUUUUGGUUUGUUCUGUUAUUGUUGUGGGCAUAACAUCUCACCUCAGAUUUUACUCUUAGGUAUUUUGUUUUCAUGAUUGUACCGUUGCAUAAUGGUGAUCUUAUCAACACCUGUUUGUUCAUUACAAACCAACCACAUGUUGUAUAUUCCUUCCUUUAUGUUAAAAAAAACUCAAAAUCGCUGCUCACCUUAUCCGCAACGUAAGACAUUGUCAGCAAACUGUUUGCCCUUCCCCCAAACCUGCUCGCCUUUAUUGCACCUAUUUGUCAGUUAAUCUAUGAAUCUUCAUCCAUCCGGUGAGUGUCUGAACUCUUCAGCAGCUCGCCAUCGUACUGUGAUCUGACCCAUUAACAGCAAGACUUACUUUAAUGGGCAGCAGCUCACAGGUAUUUAGAAGUCUCCUGGUAGCCUCACAUUACAAGGUUAGUUUGUAACGCUGCAUUCCAGAGCUGUUGGGGAAAAAAAGUCUGAAUUUUGUAGCAGAACAGCAGCUCAGGACAGAGCUCCAAGCAAGAAACCUGUGCAGGAUUUUGCAGCAUUAAGGGGAACUUGUAUGGCUUUUCUUAUUUUCUGUUAGAAUGUCGAUUGUUCCUAUUAAACCUGACCAAAGUUUCAAAUAAUACGCAAAAUAUGUAAAAGCAAUCCCUGCCCCCAGACUGCUAUUAAUUAGAGGUUUCCAAAGGUUUUUCUGCUUUUCCGACAUUUGCUACAGGUACAGCACACCCACAAAGCACAGGCAGUAGCGCUCGCAAGCAUUGGUUGUCCCAGUUGUUCCUGAUGCUGGCUUAUCAGAAGAAGGUGGGUUUUUAGGCAAGGUGAACCUUCAAGAGACAGACCCAAACAACAUGUUUUUAAUCAGAGGAUAAACUGAGAGGCUGUCUAAGAUAAAUAAGGAUUACUUUAUGAGAUCAAUCAUGCAAAGCUACUACAUUGGGAUAUCACGUAUAGAGUAAUAGGUCCCUUUCAGCCAUCUUUACUUUGCAUCACAUCGUGGCAGUAUACACUGUAAACACUACAUAUUAUUCUUUAACUUGUUUCUGGCCCUUCAAACGCACUCAGCUUUCAGCUAAGUGAGCAUAAUUCUGCCUAAUACUUUCCUUUGUGGUAAAUAUGAUAGGUGGCAUUUUUGCUAAUGCGGAACGAUUUCUGAUAUGCUAUGCAUACUGCAGUUAUUGCAAUAUAUUGUGCACAACUUUGGGUCUACAACAGCGUAUUUGGGCCAGCUCAGAGGAAAGUAAAUACCCAGUUUUUGAAUAAAAUUAGAUGAUGUGGAGGUUUGGUUGAUGAGCGGGAAGCAACUUUAUAUCUGAAUGCAAAGAAUGUUUAUCAGAGGCCAACAUCAGAAAUAUACAAGGGAAACUGUGACGGAAAUGAUGUCAGAAAUACUAAAUCAGCAGGUGGACAUGAACAGAAUGAGGAAAAACAUUAGAGGUGGUGUUUUCAUAGAGACUGUGUGUCUCUUCCUGGUUUUCUCAGUUUUCCAUCUUUGUAAAUUGGAUAUCUUUGAGUUUCGGACUGUUGGUCAGACAAAAUAAUGUGACUGAUGUUUUUAGAAACAUUUCUUGACAUUUUGUAGACUUAACAAUUCAUCUUACAGUACAUGAAAAUAAAAUAUUAUUAGUUGCUAACCCAUUUCCAAAACCCCGAAGCAAAAAAUGUUUUUGGAUACAUUUCUGACAGACUGAUUAAAAACGAAGAAAUUCUGCAGCUCUAACUUCCUUUUGCAGCUGUGUUCAGACUUUUAGAGCAGAAAAAAAUUUAUCCUUGAGUUCCUGUUGGCCUUUAUUUUGACAGAAGGACCAUCAUGAAACAAACAAAAGAAAAACUUUAUGGAGAGCUAAGUGACAGUGACAGGAAUGCAGAAGUAGCAUUAAAAUGAGCCUCCUCGUUAUUGCCAGAGACUCGUCAGGAGUAACAAAAGCACAUAAUGGCUCUGAGCCCAGGAAAGACAAUCGUAUAGAGCUUGUUUUUUGUUGUGCCAAAACCAGGUGAACGAUGCCCUCCUUAUUACAUCCUUGCUGGGCUUUCUUAGUUCUAGUCAGACUUGGCUAACUGUGUUGGUCAUGCCGCUUACUUAAGCUUUCCUCUUAGGUGUGUUUUAGUCUGCUAUUCGACCAGUUUUAAGUGUUUCAUCUCAGCCGCGUUGCCUCACAGUCAUAUAUAAUUAUUCAACCUUUUUUUUUUUUCUGUUUGUUUUUGUUUGUUUUUAACAUCUCCAUGAAUUGGAGUGGGACUGUAUAUUAAAACAGUGACAUCAUGGUGCUUUGGUGAGUUGGGGCAAUGGUUGGUUGAAGUGUAUUGUUAUUUACAUGUCUGAAUAACAGCCCGGCACCCUCAUAUGAUGGCAGGCAAAUACACUAACACGCAAACAUGCACAUGUGCAGAACAUACAGUAUAUCUGUAGACAUAUUGGGCAGUGCACAUAUGUACAUAUACACUGAUCAGCCACAACAAUAAAACUGGCACAAGUGGCGGGUCACACCUGUGCUGGAAACAUCCGUGAACUGUCGGGGUACAGAUAAGGGACCUCUGUCAUGGGGCAGUUGGGUUUGGAGUGGACCUUCAAUGUUCUAGAUUGUUCCAGCACACCUGGUGUGGCUCCAUCUGCCUCAGAUGGAGGCUGGGUAAAUAGUUUGGGCUCUUAAUUGGGGGAGGCCACUGCUGUCAGGGAGUGCCAAUACCAUGCAGUUAAAUCCACAAGAAUACAGUGACCCAAACUUUCCCAACACAACAUCGCUUUGUAACAAGAUCGUUGUUCACCUGUCAUUGGUUUUAAUGAUGUGGCUGAUUGGUGUAUUAUUUCUCUAGAUGAUGCAUGGGUCAGACUCCAUGACUGUGACCAACCAGUGGCAUUUGGAGGCCAAAUGAACUUUGACAGGCCCAAAAACUGUAUGCUUCGCCAUCAGCAAGGUACACUGACAAGUCUGGUGAAAUUGUGAAAUGCAGCGCUCUUUUCUUUCUUUUAUUUUAGCAGGUAUGUUCUGUUUGUUUUGUUGUUGGAAGAAGCCUCACUAUGGUAUUGUCGUUUGCAAUGUGACAAACCUCGGCUCUAUAUAUAUCUCGCUUUUUCAAGCUUCACACUGCUCCUCAAAGCAGCUUGUAUUUUAUUUUUCUCUUCUCAUUUCUGUGAAGUGAUGCCUUUUUUAUCAAAGCAAUAGAAUUGCUACAGUGUUUGAAUGACCCGGACCUCACACAUACACACCUCGCAAACUGUACAGAUUUAGAUAAAUGCACAGACAAUCAGAGUGAGAGGGAGAUAGG